CAGACUAUCCUCGCUCGCUCUCGCUCUCUCUCUCUCUCUCUCUCUCUCUCUCUCUCCCCUAAAUUCUGUUUUCCCAUUUUCUGAAAUGUUUUCUCCCACUCUCUUUUCCAAAAUUUCCUAGAAAAUCAUCUUCCUUUUCCUCUACGUGCUUUGACGACUUCCUCAAGCGCCGAAUCGCACAAUCAACGCUUACGCAUGUAGUCGUACUGCCUGACCGCAGCAGCUUCAGUGAGUACUCUCGACCUAUCUGGCAGGCAUCCAAGUGGAGAAUUUGAGGCGAAGGUGGUUCUACUUUCGGAUCUGGAGAUGAAUUCCUGAACAAAUGCGGCUGUUGCGGAGCUUAGCAUUCCACUUGAGGGUUUAGCAAAGGAUUGUAUGAAGCCAGUCGCUGCUUCUGUUCGGAAUGUCUCAAGGUAUUGAUUGUACUCCCGGAAACGAGGAAGGCUUACUCCAUUUUCACCGACACGUGCCUUGUGGUGAACGGCCCAUGAAAAACUGGUCUACUUUUGCAUUGCUUUAUUCCAUCUUUAUUGUUGUUACUCUUCUUCCUCUGGCACUUGCUGACCUCAACUCAGAUAAAGAAGCCCUGCUUGCCUUUAAUGCUGCUGUUCCUCAUGGUCGGAAACUCAACUGGAACAAUGCUACUCCUGUUUGCACAACUUGGGUAGGCAUCAAUUGCACUUCAGAUGGUACCCGUGUACAAGGCCUUCGACUUCCUGGUGUUGGACUUAUUGGCCCCAUCCCAGCCAACACCCUUGGAAAGUUGGAUGCCCUGAAGGUUCUUAGCCUUCGUUCCAAUCUCCUAAAUGGAAAUCUUCCUUCUGAUAUCCCCUCGCUCCCUUCCUUACAGUACCUCUUCCUUCAACAUAACAACUUCUCCGGUGACAUGCCAACCUCCUUUUCACCCAGGCUCAAUGUUCUGGAUGUCUCAUCCAAUUCCUUCACAGGCAAGAUUCCAGUAACACUUAAGAAUUUAACACAGCUUACUGGAUUGAAUCUACAGAACAAUUCUCUUUCUGGACCUAUUCCAAAUGUCACCUUCCCAAAGCUCAAGCAUUUGAAUUUAAGCUACAACCACCUUAAUGGUUCCAUCCCGUCUUCUUUUCGGAACUUCCCGAAUUCUUCAUUUGUAGGAAACUCUUUUUUGUGUGGCCCACCUCUUAAUCCUUGCUCUCCUAUAUUGCCUCCUCCUCCUCCUCCUUCUCCACCCAGUCUCCCUAAGAAACAAAGCUCCAAAAAGAAACUCACAAGAGGAGCUAUUAUUGCUAUUGCAGUUGGAGGGGCUGUGGUGCUCUUUCUUGCCACUCUGGUCAUACUAUUGUGUUGUCUGAAGAGAAAGGAUAGAGAGGGUAGCACUGUGUUGAAAGGAAAGGCCUCCGGUGGUGGAAGGAGUGAGAAGCCGAGGGAGGAGUUUGGCAGUGGAGUGCAAGAGCCUGAAAAGAACAAGUUGGUUUUCUUUGAAGGCUGUUCUUUUAAUUUUGAUCUUGAGGAUUUAUUGAGGGCCUCAGCUGAGGUGUUGGGUAAGGGAAGUUUUGGGACUGCAUAUAAGGCUGUCUUGGAGGAGUCAACCACAGUUGUUGUAAAACGACUGAAAGAAGUAGUUGUCGGAAAAAAGGACUUUGAACAACAGAUGGAGAUUAUAGGGAGAGUUGGGCAGCACCCAAACAUUGUGUCUCUGCGUGCUUAUUAUUACUCAAAGGAUGAGAAGCUCCUGGUUUAUGAUUAUGUUCAGAACGGCAGCUUGUCUGCACUCUUGCAUGGUAACAGGGGUGGCGGAAGAACUCCUCUAGACUGGGAGACGAGAGUCAAGAUUUCACUUGGAGCUGCGAGGGGCAUUGCCCAUAUUCAUUCCAUGGGUGGUGCAAAAUUCUCCCAUGGAAACAUCAAGUCCUCAAAUGUUCUUCUCAACCAAGAUCUAGACGGCUGCGUCUCUGACUUUGGCUUAGCCCCAGUGAUGAACUUCCCUCCAUCCCGACAUGCUGGCUACCGUGCUCCCGAGGUGAUUGAAACAAGAAAGCACACUCACAAAUCAGACGUGUACAGCUUCGGCGUGCUGCUACUGGAGAUGCUAACCGGAAAACAGCCACUCCAGUCACCUGGGCGCGAUGACAUGGUGGAUCUCCCCAGGUGGGUGCAUUCAGUGGUCCGGGAGGAAUGGACGGCUGAAGUCUUCGAUGUAGAGCUGAUGAGGUUCCAGAACAUCGAAGAAGAGAUGGUGCAGAUGCUGCAGAUCGCAAUGGCAUGUGUAGUGAGGGUGCCAGACAUGAGACCCAGCAUGGAUGAAGUUGUUAGGAUGAUCGAAGAGGUCCGGCAAUCUGACUCGGAAAACCGGCAGUCUUCAGAAGAGAAUAAAUCCAAGAAUUCAAAUGUCCAGACCCCGUGACUGUGUUGGAGAUGUUGGUUCUUUUCAUUCUUUUUCUUGGAAAUUCAUCAUCAUCUGAUUCAGGAUAUUAAGUAACCCUUCAAAAGUGUGAAUGUAUUUAAUCCUGCCGGCCCUUAUUCUCUGGAUGGUUGUUACUUGUAUUUUGUUUCCCCUUUCUUUAUUUUUAUUGUGUGUAAGAAAUCAUUUGACCUAUUAAUUAAUUGUUGUCUCAUUCUGAUGGAUAAAUUCACCCCAAAAUUUUCA
Diospyros lotus (date-plum) is the source of this 2626-nucleotide messenger RNA. Its product is annotated as probable inactive receptor kinase At5g58300. Gene Ontology annotation, molecular function: protein binding; ATP binding; protein kinase activity. The coding region runs from base 404 to 2383 and encodes 659 amino acids. The record is from RefSeq and is a predicted model, not a curated record. The transcript is spliced from 3 exons. Gene Ontology annotation, biological process: protein phosphorylation. NCBI's taxonomy places the organism in Eukaryota, Viridiplantae, Streptophyta, Magnoliopsida, Ericales, Ebenaceae.